Culex quinquefasciatus (southern house mosquito) is the source of this 1578-nucleotide messenger RNA. RefSeq lists its product as uncharacterized. Lineage: Eukaryota; Metazoa; Arthropoda; Insecta; Diptera; Culicidae. The coding region runs from base 92 to 1531 and encodes 479 amino acids. The transcript is spliced from 3 exons. The record is from RefSeq and is a predicted model, not a curated record.
UAAGGUCGAUGAAUCCGGUGGAUGCGAUACCGUGUACAGGUUGUCCAGUUUAAUCCAGUUUCUUGAAUUCUGCACAGUUCGGAUCAGGAGGAUGGUGUCCAACUUAGACCAGGAUCUCAACAAGGGAGCAGUGGAGAUCGAUUUUGAAGAUUUUCCGAUUGAUAUCGGUUGCGUUAAAGUGGAAGAUUUCGAUCCGGAAAGCGCCGCGAUUGAGCAGGACCAUUGUUAUGUCGGCGAGUCUUCAAAUGGUCCGAUAAAACUUGAAAUAACAGAUGGUGAUGGAAGUUCCGUGGAGGUGAACCCACCGGAAUCAGAGCAGCUAGAGUUCGUGGUAGUCGUUCCCCAUGAAGAUGACUCCAACGACGAAGAAUUACCCGAUGCCGACGAACAUACCGAUUCCGGUACCAACAACCUUGAGGAAGUCGCAUCCGGUGACAAACUUAGCGACAAACUCAGACGAGAGUACAAAACUAGAGGUCUCAGUUACACGACCAGAGCUGGACGAAUACUUCCGGCCCGCGCGGUCAGGCCAAACACCGGUGCCUGCUGCAAAUAUCAAUGCUUUACCCGAGUGCCGGACGAGGUGCGGCCGCAGCUACUGGAGAAUCUGCUACAACUGUCCCAAAGCGAUCAGCGAAAAUUUCUAAGCGACCACAUCUGCAGCAUGCCAUGUAAACGACCGCGGUCAAUUUCCGGACGGUUUCACAAUCAUUACUUCUUGCCCGUUGAAUCUCGACUGGUCAAAGUGUGCAUGACGAUGUUCAUGAACACGUACGAUCUGCAUCGGUCGGCAUUGCGCAACGUCAUCGCCAAAAAGAUCGGCGGCAAGCACGUGGUCUGUGGGAAUCCAAACUUUCCGGCACUGUUGAAAAAGGCCAUCAAGUUUCACUUCGAUUACGACGAGGGUUGUGGCGAAGCGGUGGCGGUAAAGCAGGUAGGCACGGAAAAAGAGUGCGAAUGCGAUCGUCAGUGCGAUACCAAAUUUUCGGUCAAGAUGAUUGAGCAGAUACGGAAAAGCUUUCGAAAAAUGUCCAAGGAACAGCAACGCAAUUUCCUCUCCAAGUAUAUCCAGGUUAUGGUCGACAACAGAAACAACCAGGAUAAGAACCCGCUUUACAAGGCCCUUUUCUCGCUUCCCCUCGGCGCAACUGCCGCGAAGGUAUGUCGAAAAAUGUUCCUGCAUACGUUCCAGCUUAAAUCGGGCCAAGUUCGGGCGCUGCUGAACGAACAUACCAAGAAUCCGGAUCUGCUGGUCGAAGUCGUGGAUCCGUUCGUGUUUGCCAAGGCACACAUCGCGGCGCAUCGGAUGGACGAGGACCAUCAUUGUGCGGUGAGCGGAGCUUUGGUGAAGCUUUCGCACUGUCCCAAUGUGGCACGGAUGUACAGUCAAUAUCUGGAGGGGUGCCAGGUGGGAGUGGAGCCGGUCGAUUUUCGGCAGUAUUAUGCCGAGUUUUGUAUAGCCUUUGCACAAACGGGACUGCUGCUGCCGACAAAGUGUCCCGAGUGUGGGUUCUUUGAACGGGGUGGUUGAGUUAUGGAGUGUAAUAAAUAAGAUCACGUUUAUGUCCUUUGAGCACA